GGGAGGCUGACGCAGACCUGAGGCGCCAGGCAGUAGAAUCUGAUCCCCGAAGCAGUUGAGAUGAGUCGUGACUCAUGAACAAGCCUUCCCAGACGUCCCAAUUCAUCGGAUCUCUGCUGCUGCUCAUGUGUUUGCCCUUGGGUGGUGCGGUUCUGCAAAGGCACAGCGGCGUGUGGAGGCUAAUCACGGCACUGUCGCCCUCUUUCAUCACGCCCCGUGCCACUCCCUUCGGCGUCGGCUUCGUGCGCCGGUCUGUAAGCAGCAGCAGCAGCAGCAGUGAGUCUGCCAGUGAGGGCGAGGGCGGCGAGAGCAUCCCGUCGAGCUUUCGGUUGACGCACUUUGUGGGUGUGCGAGUGGACAGUCAUGAGAUACAAACGCACGCGGAGAGCCUACAAGAGUGAGCUCAGCUGAAGGGGAGAAGCAAACACCUCUGAUGGUAUUAGCGGUGUGCGGUGUGCGUGCAGCUAUGUGGUUGGCGAGCAUCCUCACUUGGACGGCUGCAGGAUCCCACUGCAGCGCCUGCACAUCUCGUCAGCCAGCACAAGCACCGAUAUGCUCUCUCCUCGCACACCACUAACUAACGUGCUCACACGAAAUGCUCUCGAUCGCCGGCCUCCCUGUGUGUUGCCUGCCUGCCAGUUUGCUUGUGUGUGGCCUGGAGAGCCAGGACCUGGUCGAGAGGGCCACAGAUGCACUGCAAGAAGGUGGGUGUCUUUGACGGUGGCUGGCACGGCAUGUGUGCAUUGGUCUGCGGGUGCUUCUGCUGGUCGUUUUGUUUGGCUCUAGUGCACGCCCUUCUGCAACAAGGCGACAAUGGGCUUGGCCUCGCGCGGCCUUUCGAACUGACGGUGCCUGGCCUCGGCAGCUUCGGUCGGUGAGCGAGCGGACCACACACACUCAGAGAGAGGUACACCACGCAUACCAUCACUCCAUCAUUGAUUGUGCUAUGCUGCCUGUGUGUGUUGGUUGGGUUGGCCAGGGCGACGAGUGCUCUACGGUUGUGUCGAUGAUGCGGCAUCCGAGCGGCUGGCGGCUUUGCAUCGGCUGAUGGGCAAGGUGUUCGUCAGGAGAGGGAUCCCCUUUGUGGGCCACCAGGCCUUCCAACGGUGAGUGAGGGAGGGAGAAGGCAAAAAAUAGAUGAACGGGUGGAUGGAUGCAGACGUGAUGGUUCAUUCUGCCUGCCUGCAGGGACUCGGAUUGCCCUGCCCCCUUUACGCCCCACCUGACUAUUCUCAAGACAUCUCAGGGCGUCAGGCGGCUCAGAAAACUCCGAAGCGACGAACGACGGUAUCUAAGAUGGAUGCCGACCCUGUCGCGUCGCCGUCCCCCUUCAUGUGUGUCCAUGUCCGCAGGCCUCUCCGUCAGCAGCUCGAGAAGCUUGGCAUUCCGUCAGUCGAUGAAGACAAAUGGAGGCAACAGGUGCUGUGCAGUCUAUGACAGAGAAGACGCGUCACCUGUAUCCGAUGACUGACUAUGUGCAAUUUCUCUUCUCCAGGCGGGGCUGGCGAGUGCUGGGGCGGUUCUCGGUUGUCAGUCGGUGCACUCCAUCGAGCUCUUGAGCAUGCAGGGACAGGUCAGGUGGGCGGGGGUGCAUGGGGUGACGCUUUUUGUUGUGAUGUCGCUGUCUGUAAGUGCAGGCUGCUGACGGCUACUACCCUCGGGUGCACUCUCUGAAGCUUCAACAGUGACUGCAUUGCGUGGUGUGUGAAGAGGUCGACUGACGUAAGGACAGAACAAUAUGUAUGCUGUCGGACUGAAAAACUUUCAUUCGUUGAGUCGGCUUGCCUGCCUUGCGUGUCAAAAAGAAGAUGAGUCCGCGUGUGUCCAUGCCAUGCAGUGCACUUCAUUCAUGUCAAACAGUGUGUGAG
Molecule: messenger RNA, 1868 nt
Organism: Vitrella brassicaformis
Lineage: Eukaryota; Vitrellaceae
Source: the annotation of a GenBank genome assembly